Molecule: messenger RNA, 856 nt
Organism: Aphanomyces astaci
Lineage: Eukaryota; Oomycota; Saprolegniomycetes; Saprolegniales; Verrucalvaceae
Exons: 1
Coding region: 28-720 (230 amino acids)
Source: RefSeq, a predicted model, not a curated record
AGAACAGACUGGUAGGUGAACGUUGCCAUGUUGUCGUUGCAUUUACAAACCAAGAAGCACAGUUGCCGAAUCUUGCGCGCAGGGCCGAUCAUGGAAGUUCCGCUCGUUCCCGGUGUCGAGCUCGCAGCAUGCAAAUCCUACAUCGACACAAAAACAAAGAAGUGGACGCUUAACAUAUGGAAGUGCCGCUACUGGCACAUGCACAACCAGGAGCUGACUGUGUACUACGAGAAAGCGGACUUGAUGAAAAACAAGUUUGUCAAGCGAUACACGAUCCUGUCUGGCGCCAAGUGGGAAGACAAGCCGUGGGGAGUCAAAGUCGAGACGAAGGAAGUGGGAUGGUUGUUCGGCGUCAUCCACUCCAAGGCCGAGUGGGCGGGAUGGUUGCAUGCGUUCAUCGUCCUCGACCAUAAACUGAACCCACCAGUGCGGCGCGUCGAACCCCGUCCGCGACGAUUCUCUCUCGAUUCCAACCAGAGCACAUCCGACCUUCGAUCUGCCGAAAACUCCCCCAAGGACCAUGGCGACAGCCCUUCGACAAGUCCAACUCGCAGGGUGUCCUUCAACGGCGGCGUCAAGGUACGCACAAUUCCUGCAUUACAAGAUGAAGACAAGGGCGAUUUGUACUACACCGAUACUGAACUGGACAAUAUGAAAAAGGGGGCCCCUGCUGGCAGCGCCAUGGCGUCCAGACGACGACCCAUGCCCGUCAUGGCAUAGCAUGCCGUUUGUUUGUAGAGUUUACUUGUUGUAAUUUGAUCGUAUUUACAUUGCUUUUUCAAACGUGAAGUUGUCAUGGGUACGUUUGAGAUUCGUCGUCUGACUAAGGAUCGCCGCCAUGUGUUAGACAUGCUUG